Messenger RNA from Funneliformis caledonium, 1614 nucleotides. The record is from the annotation of a GenBank genome assembly. NCBI's taxonomy places the organism in Eukaryota, Fungi, Glomeromycota, Glomeromycetes, Glomerales, Glomeraceae.
AUGACAGGAUAUUGGGCAUUGAUAUCUGAUGGUAAAUUAGGAGCAGAAAGGACGAACAAAUCAACAAAUCGACUUUCUCUCACAAAGACAUUAUCCUUAACACUCAAACCCAUCACUUCAAAGAAUCACACCUCAACCUACACCAAAAAAUUGAAUAGUCAUGUAGCCAUUUCAUACCAAAUUAAUGAAAAGACAUAUUGUUACUCGCAUGAUGCAAAUAAGCAUACGUGGCACAUUCAAGAAUUAUUAGAAGGAGGUAAAUUCGGUAAAGAAACAUCACAUGGUACAUUAGAAAAUCCAUAUCACGUCUUAUUCACAUUCAAAAUUUACAAUAAAAAUUAUUUAUACGCCCAAAAUUCAAUUUCGCAUUAUUGGUACAUUCAAGAAUUAUUAGAAGGAGGGAAAUUAGGUAAAGAAACAUCACAUGGUACAUGGAAAACGACCUAUCAUGUAACAUUUCCAUUUCGUACUUCUGAUGGUAGAAUUUAUCAUUACGGUCAUAAUGUUAAAACAAACGAUUGGUCGAUUCAUGAAUUAAUGCCCGGGGGUAAAAUAGGCAAAGAAACCGCAAAUGGUACAUGCGCUCAACCUCAUCACGUUGCCUUUGCUUUUAACAUAAAUGACAAAACCUAUUAUUAUGGUCAUAACGUUGUGCGUAGAUAUUGGUUUAUAAGGGAAUUAUUCGACGGUGGUAAGAUGGGACCCGAAACUGCUCACGGUUAUUUAAAGCAACCAUUUCACGUCGCUACAUCGUUUCAAGCAAAUGAUAAGUUAUAUUAUUACACUCAAAAUUUAGAUUCCAAAUUUUGGUACAUUCAAGAACUAUUGCCUGGUGCUCUUUCUUUUGAUCUCUCUUCUGAUAAUGAUGAUUCUCCUUAUCACUUUACUGUAACUUCAGAUUAUCUCAAAAAAUUAUCUCUCAAAAAUGAUGACGAUGAUACGAAUCCCUCGUCCAAAUCGACUUCUAAUACUUCAUAUAACUUUGAUAAUGGGACAUGCUCUUCUUCGCAAAAGAAAAAAAAGGAAAAGGAAUGUAUGAUUUGUGUAGAAUCUCGCAGUGUAAGACAUUUCCCAAAGAUCACAAAAUAUUGUUCACAUCCCAAUGAUAUUUGUAAGCUUUGUGUUUCUAAACAUAUCGAAACCCAGUUAAAUUCAAAGGGUGACAUUGAGGGAAUUCUUUGUCCUUUUGGUGAUAGCUGUGGUUUUUUGAUUGAAUACAAUGAUGUUCAAAGUAUUGUAAAUUCUAGUCUGUUUGAACAGUAUGAUAGCUUGUCAUUGAAACAAGCGUUAAGAAGUAUGCCAGAUUUCAGGUGGUGUAAGAAUGCUGGUUGUGGAUCUGGUCAAAUUCACUCCGGGGGUGAUAAAGAACCUAUAAUGACAUGUGAAGCAUGUGGGGAAAAAUCUUGUUACACGCACGACAUUCCAUGGCAUGAUAAUCUUUCUUGUGAGGAAUACAAUGAAGCAAAACAAGGUGAAGACAUGGCUACUCAAGAUUUACUUAAUCGCGAAACCAAACAAUGUCCCAAGUGUGGAGUUAGAAUCACCAAAAAUGGUGGUUGUAAUCAUAUGACUUGUAAAGUCCAAAAUUGUAGAUACGAGUUUUGUUGGUUGUAA